Malaya genurostris is the source of this 1875-nucleotide messenger RNA. RefSeq lists its product as uncharacterized. The transcript has 2 exons. The record is from RefSeq and is a predicted model, not a curated record. Lineage: Eukaryota; Metazoa; Arthropoda; Insecta; Diptera; Culicidae. Bases 1 to 1875 code for a protein of 624 amino acids.
AUGUUGCCAUCCUUGCUAUUGCUCAUUGUUCCGCUAUUGGCUAGUGGAUUCAACAUCUUCGAACCGGUUCACAACCAAUCGCAGCUUACGGAAGCUGCUGUCGCUACGAUUGAACAAUUCUAUGUAGCCCACUUCAAACAUAUUUUCGUGAGACAUCGUGCCAGCAAUCCGAACAGUGCAUUGCGUCAGCGGGACAUCAUCAACCAGAUUCUGACCCAGAUUCAGUCGCGUAUCACUGUUCAGUUGGAGACGCACCGGGCCGAGGUUUUCAAUGAAUCCCGGGCUCAAAAUGUAUUUCUGGUGGAUGACUUUGCGUCCUUCCGGCUGAUCAGCCAAGGAAUGAAAGUUCGAACGUACGAUUAUACCGGUUGGUUUCUGGUGAUUGUUAGCGACACUUCCAGUAACAGUAACCACACGGUACGAGAGAUCAUUGCGGAUUUGUGGUCGCACUACAUCGUCAACGUGGGAAUCCUCAUAACGCAUGCAGAUACGUCAGAUAGUGUGGACUACUUCACAUACUUCCCAUACGGAAACGGCCACUGCGAAGACGUUCGUCCCCGGCUGUGGAAUACAUUUACCAACGGACAAUACAUGGAUCCUUCACGGCAAUUGUUUCCGAAUAAGCUCGCCAACUUUUAUGGCUGUUCGUUAAAAUUAGCGACGUUUCAUAUUCCACCUUUUAUGAUACUCCGAUACGGAAUCGACCAGAAACUGCUACCAUUAUAUGGAUUAGAUGGAAUCGUUAUUCGUGCGCUUAGUCGGCAGUUGAACUUCACCUUGGAAGUGAUUGUUGUAGAUCCUCCUGAAUGGGGAAUCACUGCUCGGCUGGGUUAUUCUACUGGAAUCUCUCGAUAUAUUCGAGAUCGUGUGGUGAACUUUUCUAUCGGAUACUGGUCGGUAACCAACGCUCGGAAUCGUUACAUUGCGAGUACCUUUCCGUAUUAUACAUCUCUUGUAACAACCAUGGUACCGCCAGGAGAACCGUAUAGCCCUCUGGAGCAGCUGAUACUUCCCUUCCAAUAUAUUAUUUGGAGCUGUGUGGGCACCAUUCUUGCAGUCGCAGUCGUUGUCAUCGCAGUCAUUCAGUGCCAAACAUCGAGAGUGCAAAGCUUCGUUUUUGGACAAGCGAUAAUCACUCCUGUACUGAACACUUUUAACGUCUUUUUCGGUGGUGCUCUCACGCGCUUACCCGGUCGUAACUUCUCCAGAACGUUGCUGGCCUUUUGGUUAUUCUAUGGAAUCGUCAUUCGUACCUCGUAUACUGGAUCGUUAUUCAAAUUUCUUCGAUUGCAACCGAACAAGACGACACCGCUGAGCUUGCCGGAAUAUGUCAAAGCAGGAUAUCAAAUCCGGAUGUCACGAAAUUACAGCUAUAUUUUCGAUGAAUUUCCUCAAUACCUACCUAGUCUCAAGCAGACUAGUCUGAACGAGUUUUUCGCCCAUGAGAUGGAUGAGCUGCAACGACCGGGGACUCGCUACGUUACCCUCGCACCGAUCGAAAUGAUCUCGUUCGAGAAUCGAGAAUUAACAAAGCGCGGACAGUUUCUGCGAACUACCAAGCAUCGAGUGUACACCUCAAAGCUGGGAAUCUACACGCAACGAUUUGCUCCGGUACUGCAACCGUUCAACAAAUUACUAGGACAGCUCGACACCGCCGGAUUGAUCAAUCAGUGGGCCUCGAUCUUUCAUCAACCGGUGUUCCUCGCGGAUCCGGUCAGAGCAAGCGAACCAACGAAACUGUCGAUUGCACAGGUCCUGGGUUGUUUCCAGCUGUUGACCGCCGGAUUGCUCGUUAGUUUUGUAGUAUUCGGUGUUGAGCUUGCUGUCGGGUAUAGAAAACGUGAAACACAGAUGAAAACCAUGUUCCAUGCUUAA